AUUACAGGAACCUCCAUGUUUGAGUGGCUCAUGUCCCUAGCCAUGAGUGUGUGGCCCUUCUUACUGCAGGUCCUGGCUGGGGGAGUGUACCACCCACAACCCAGCCUGCCAUACUGUGGCCCAUGCACACCAACAGCUCAAGUGUCAGAGGUGUGGCAGGACAGUGUUCAGCAACAGCCACCCAUCCACACCAGGGAGCAUGAACUGAGAGGUGCAGGGGUGGAGGAAUGCUGUGAGGCUGCUGCUACUGCCACCAACUCCUAUACUGAUACAUUAAUGAUGAAUGGAAAAAAACGAUGGGGGCCCAGAUAUAACACUUACUAUGAUGACAAUUAUGAACAGCUUCGUAGACAGUUUCCAGUCUCUAGUGGCACAGAACACCGAGCCAUAGAGGGUCCACAAGCACCGCCACCUCACCUGCAGCUGAAGUUAGACGAAGACUGGAGCCAUGACACAACCCCAAGAAGGGAUCCUGUACCUACGAGGCCUCGAUUUGGACUCAAGAUGUUGCAGAAGAUGGGCUGGUCCCCAGGAGAGGGGCUGGGCAAGAACAAGGAAGGCACCCUUGAACCUCUUGUUCCCGAUGGCUUGUUCUACAGUCAGCCAGAGCAGUUCCCCAAGAAGCAGCCUGUAUCUCUAGUAGAGGACUUAUCAGGCAAGCAUCCUGUGAUGGCGCUGACUGAGCUGUGCACCAAGUUUGGCUGGUCUGCUCCCAAAUUUGAGGUGGUGGAUAAUUCUGGCCCAGACCACAAGAAGAAUUUCUUGAUGAAGGUCAUAGUGAAUGGGCAGGAAUUCCAGCCAUCCACGGCAGCACCAAGUAAAAAGCAGGCCAAAGCUGAUGCAGCGGCACUCUUCCUGGAGUCCAUUGGUCUGUACAAGGGGCCCAAGACGUCACAGUGACCCCACCUGACUGUCGGUGCUGCUGACAGAUUGAUAAUUUAGUGUUGUAGGAUACAUAUGUAUUUUGAGAAAGCACACAUCGUGGUGUGCUGACUUGACAAAAGCCACUCUCUGGUUUACACUGAGGAGGAGAGGAGCAAAGCACCAGACUUGGCACAGAUUAGGUCCCUUCACAUCUUCGUCUCAGCUCCUGGAGUGGAGCAAACAAUUUUGAACUUGUGGAUGGCUGUUAGUUAGUUUUCAGAUUCUAUGGAGAUUAUGAGGUAGGGUUGUUUUUGUUGAGUAGCCAUCCACACUAUGUACCUUUUACCUGGGGAUAGGCAUCCCCACGUCCAGACCACACUGCUAAACUUCAUCAGGACAAAACUGAUACAAGUGAGGAUUUGCUGUGCCGUGGGUGUCGUCAUUCACCUCUCGUAGUCCGGAGUGUUGCUACAUGUUUGGUGUAUGUGCUGCAGUAAUUAAACUACAGCUGAGUGA
This is a messenger RNA of Scylla paramamosain (green mud crab), 1380 nucleotides long. RefSeq names its product protein Son-like. The record is from RefSeq and is a predicted model, not a curated record. The coding region runs from base 16 to 900 and encodes 294 amino acids. Gene Ontology annotation, molecular function: RNA binding. The transcript is spliced from 8 exons. Gene Ontology annotation, biological process: regulation of mRNA splicing, via spliceosome; regulation of cell cycle. NCBI's taxonomy places the organism in Eukaryota, Metazoa, Arthropoda, Malacostraca, Decapoda, Portunidae.